UCUCAUCGUAGCCAACAGAGGGUGAGUCGUAGUCGUAGCGCAGUGUAGAAAUUUUUGUGCUCCGAAGGGCUUGUGCCUGGUUUUUAUUUAUUUGUGCGCGCUUUUUGUGCAUCUUCGUGACGUCCAGUUCGACCGGCGACGUUAGGGGAGCGUACUUCACCAUACGAGAGGCGUUCGACAAUGUCAAAGCCAAGACCAAGACGCAUGUACAAGCAAAGGUCAUGUUUCGUGCCGUUGUGCACGACCGGAUACCGACCCACCACAAAGCGUGUCUCAAUGUUCAGCGCCCCACGCGACCCCGCGCGGCUUUCGGAGUGGGAGGCGAGAAUUAGGAGAGCGGACAAGAGGCUGACACCGGCAGCUGUGGUGUGUGAAAGGCACUUCGAAGACAGUUGUAUCGAGCGCACCUUCAAGAUAGUCGUCGACGGCGUGGUAAACGAGAUCGCCAGGGACAUACCCCGCCUGAAGCCGGAUGCCGUCCCCACCGUUUUCGAGGAUUACUCUGCUCACCCCGUUCCCAAAAAGCCAUUCCGGAGGAAGGCGAUAAGCUUUUGUGAGCAAGAGGCAGCGCAUGGUCCGGGCGAGCGGGACGGAGAAGACAAGGCAGCCGAAUCGUGCUUUACCGUCGACGAAGAGUCGGAGAGCCGCGACGACGUCUCCUUUUCGGGUGAAUCAGCGAGAUCCGCGGAAAGUGAGCACGAGGAGCACCUCGGUUCCAGAGAAGGAGAGGCGGACACCACUCGUGAAAAACCGAGCGGAAACGGGCGCACGUCUCCGAACUGUCGGAAAGGACACCCGUUCGAUGACAUUCAGAUUCCAGAAACAUGGACGAGGGUGCCUUGUCUGUCAGAAGGCAGCCUAGCCUACGCCUGUUGCCAAAUGCAAGAAAACGUUUUUUCGCAUCUGUUUAUAGAGAGGAUGGUUGUAUUUGGAGCAGCCUCGCCUGAUCAAGCUGCUGUCACGGCUACUGUUUACUUGAGGGGCAGGGAAAGUUUUAAGGAAGUUCUCACAACGCGGUGCGAAGCAGAAGAAUUUAUCAAAGAUAUCGAUGCGGUGUCCUUAUGCAACGGCUGUGGUGUGAAGCCGACCUCGGCCAAGUACACGUCGUACAGAGAGAUGUAUUUUGCAGAGAAAUGCCUUAUAAUUGCUGGUUCAAAAGGUGAAUCCUGUGUGCGCUGCAAACAUGCACAAAAGCUUGCACAACGCAAAAUAUGCAAGGUAAAAAAUAAAGGUUCUGCUCGACGACCGGAAAUAUAAAAAUGCUCAUCACAGCUUCGACCCAACAGUAAGGUGGCUCACAGAUGCACAGGCACAAGUGUGUUAAAAGAUUGACAGAAAAUGUCACAGUGACUGGACGUGCUUGAAGAAAGAAUGCAGUCAUUUCUCAUGAGAAGCAGCUUGUAAAGAACUGCUUGCUUACUGCUAGAAGAAAAUCGCUAAAGGUGUGAAGCGGGACAAAGAAUCGAAUCGAAUAGUGCUUGAUGUUGAGAAGUUGUAGGUAUUAUGAGCACAUCGGACAAGAAAGUAUAACAUUUCUGCCAAACACAGUUGCCUCGAAAAGUACCUUCAUAAAGGUGGUUUUGACCUAAACCCCAUCUUCACUGUUCUGAGAAAUGGCAAGAAGCACAAGCAUGCUCACCUGCCAUUUAGAUCUCAUCAUCAAUAAGAUAACACUGUUGAAGCAGCUUAAUGCGAAGCUAUCAGGUGGGUUUCUAAGGUGACAUCAAAGGUCUUGCAGUUCUGGGGAUGAGACAAAAUUGCAUUCUGGCAGACCAUGGAACAAUAGUAUCGCAAACUUGUAUGGGUAUUUCGAUCAAGUCAAGCAUGAGCCUGAAGUCAAGAUACAUCUCUGCAUAUGAGUGUUAACCUAAAAAUAAUGUGCUUCGAUAAAUAGCAUGAAGCUGUGUCUACUGCCGAAUGCCAUGGGGAACAAAAUGUUAAUCACUAUUCAGCCAGGGAAGUCUGGUUUCCCAAGCGGUGCAGAAUGCUCUACUACAUAAUUUCUUCUCCUUUAUGCCUGCUAUGACUGAAUAUUUGUUUCAGCUUUAUGUUUGAUCAUGCUCAGUUGAUGAUUUAAUGUAUUCAGAGCUUUUGAAAGAUAUUCAGAUUUGCAAAUAUUUACUAGUCUUCAAUUGGAGCAAUGUAUGGAAUAGCUCAAUAUUUAAUUCAUUAUUCAAAAGUUAUUUAUGUUUUCAUUGUUCUUAUGAUUAAUAUUAUGUUAAAAUAUGUCUGAUCAUGAACAGCAGGUUGCCAUUAGCCCUCAAGAAAAAAGUGUAUAAUAGCUGCGUCUUACCGGUACUCACCUAUGGGGCAGAAACAUGGAGGCUUACGAAAAGGGUUCUACUUAAAUUGAGGACGAUGCAACGAGCUAUGGAAAGAAGAAUGAUGGGUGUAACGUAAGGGAUAAGAAAAGAGCAGAUUGGGUGAGGGAACAAACGUGAGUUAAUGACGUCUUAGUUGAAAUCAAGAAAAAGAAAUGGGCAUGGGCAGGACAUGUAAUGAGGAGGGAAGAUAACCGAUGGUCAUUAAGGGUUACGGACUGGAUUCCAAGGGAAGGGAAGCGUAGCAGGGGGCGGCAGAAAGUUAGGUGGGCGGAUGAGAUUAAGAAGUUUGCAGGGACGACAUGGCCACAAUUAGUACAUGACCGGGGUUGUUGGAGACAUAUCGGAGAGGCCUUAGCCCUGCAGUGGGUGUAACCAGGCUGCUGCUGCUGAUGAUGAUGAAAAUAUGUCUGCUGUGAUAUGCAUCAUUUUCCCAAACAGAAGUGACUUGACUCUGUGCAUUCUUAGCUCUUGCUGACCAUGUCAAAAGACACUACAAAACAACCAGCAGACACAAAAAAACUUCAUUUUUUUCGGUGUUCCCACAUCUCAUUAAGAAUGCAACCAUUUUGGGAGGAUGCCUCAUGUCAUUAUUUCAUGAAACCGUGCAGCCAUCGGAUUGUGGACACCUGCAGACUAUGUCACUGCCACAAGGAAUUGCCUUAAGGUUGAUGUUAGAAUACGGUUUUCCUGCCCCACAGGGCUGCCAUUAUGUUGAAUCUGGACCAGUGAAUAAAAAUGAUAUUCUCCCUAAA
Messenger RNA from Dermacentor albipictus, 3076 nucleotides. Lineage: Eukaryota; Metazoa; Arthropoda; Arachnida; Ixodida; Ixodidae. The record is from RefSeq and is a predicted model, not a curated record.